Didymodactylos carnosus is the source of this 2721-nucleotide messenger RNA. The record is from the annotation of a GenBank genome assembly. Lineage: Eukaryota; Metazoa; Rotifera; Eurotatoria; Philodinida; Philodinidae.
AUGUUAUUAAUAUUGUACAUAUUUAUAUUCAAUUUCAUUAUUAUACAAGGAGCAAUUCUACGUUUACCAUCUAUAACUGUUAAGGAACAAAGUUCAAUUGGUUCAUCUGUUAGUGAUAUUAGUCGAAUAUAUUCUAAUCGAUCACAAAAAUUACGCUAUACAUUUUUAUCUGAAACAAGUUUACAUAAUUCCUAUUUUAUUAUUGAUAGUUUAACUGGUAAAAUUUCAAUAAAACGAAUGAUUGAUAGAGAAGAAUUAUGUCGAACAAAUACGUGUAAUUGUGAACGAUGUAUAUUAAAUUUGGAAAUUGUUGCUUCAACUGAUACUGUUGAUAUACUUUCAUUAGAAGUUUUAAUCGAAAAUAUUAAUGAUCAUGAUCCAACAUUUCCCGUUUCAACAUUUACCAUUCGAAUAUCAGAAAAUACAGAUAUUGGUUAUAUGGCAUCAUUUCCAUCCGCCAUUGAUCUUGAUUAUGGACAAGGUCAAUCAUCAAAUUAUUUAGAAUAUAAACUAGUAUCAAUUGAAAUGAAUGAUAAAGAUUUAAAUGAAACAUUUCAAAUAAUUGAUUUACAUACAGAAAAUCAAUUAGGUUUAAAAUUAUUAAAAAAAUUAGAUCGUGAAAUACGAAAUUUAUAUCGUAUGAAAAUAAUUGUAUAUGAUUCAAGUGAUGAAUAUCAACAACGUACAGGUAUAUUAUUACUUAAUGUACAAGUACUCGAUUCAAAUGAUAAUAUACCAAAAUUUGAACAUGAUCAAUAUCAUAUUAAAUUAAGAGAAAAUACACAAAUUGGAACAGAAAUACUUCGUGUACAGGCCAUUGAUAAUGAUGAUGGUUUAAAUUCAUUAAUUAAUUAUACAAUUGUUGUUAAUAAUCGUAGUACUACUCGUCAACAAUUAUUACCAUUUUCAAUUAAUAUUAGUACAGGUAUUAUAUAUGUAGAAAAAUUAUUAGAUUAUGAAAUAGAAACAAAUUAUCGUUUUUCUAUAAGAGCACAAGAUAAUGGUCCCGAAUCUGUUAGUGUUUAUUGUCAAAUUAAAAUUGAUAUACUCGAUAUUAAUGAUGUAGCACCAGAAAUUGAUUUUAUUUUACCCGAUAAUGAUGAAUGGAAAAUUGAUAUUAAAAAUAAUAUUUUUUAUAUUAAUGAAGAAUUAAAAUUAUAUACAAGAUUAUUUCAUAUAAGUGUUAGUGAUAAAGAUUCAGUUAAUGAUAAAGUACAAUUAAAUUUAUUAAGUUAUACAAAUUUAUUUCAAUUAAUUGAACAGUAUACAGAUUUAUAUUCAUUACAAAUUAUUGGACGAUUAGAUGCAGAAAAACAAAAUGAAUAUAAAUUAAUUUUUGAGGCAAAAGAUCAACCGUAUCCAGCAAAUGGUCCAUCAAUGUCAACUCAAAAAUAUCUUAAAAUUAUUUUAUUGGAUAUUAAUGACAAUUAUCCAAUUAUUGAAAAAUUACAAAAUCCUCUUAGUGUAAUUGAAAAUAAUCCAAUUGGAAUUAAAUUAGGUCAAUUUCAAAGUUAUGAUUUAGAUUUAUCAAUUAACAAUAGUUUAUUGACAUAUACAUUAAUUUCAUCAAAUGAUUCACAAUGUUGUUUGUUAGAUUCAACAAAUGGUAUUCUCUAUGCUAAUAGAACUUAUGAUUAUGAAAAACAGACUAUUUAUUAUUUAACACUUCGAGUUAAUGAUAAUGGAGAACCAUCAUUACAUUCAUUAAUGGAUUUUCAAUUAUAUAUAAAUAAUUCAAAUGAUAAUAGUCCAAUAUUUAAACAAAAAAAUUUUACAUUUCAAAUAUUCGAAGAUGUGCCUAUUCAUACUUACAUUGGACAAUUAAAUGCAACUGAUUUAGAUUCUGGUAUAUAUGGUAUUGUAAGAUACGAAUUGUUAUAUACUCAAUUAUAUAAUGAACCAGAAUAUAUUGAAAUUUCAACGAUAACCGGUGAAUUAAGAACAAAAGCAUUAUUAGAUUAUGAAACAUAUCCUGUACAUAAAUUUCAUGUUAUUGCUAAAGAUAGCGAUGGCCAUUCAGAUAAAGCCCUGGUAAUAAUCCAUGUUCUUGAUAUUAACGAUAAUGCGCCUCAAAUUGAUUUUCCAACAAGUGUUAAUAAUCUUGUUUAUAUAUCAAGUAGUAUGUUAAAUCAAAAUUAUUCAGAAACAAUUUUAAUUACAAGAAUAAUUGCCAUAGAUCAUGAUUAUGGACAAAAUGGAAAUUUAUCUUAUAAAAUUGAUGAUGGUAAUAUGUUUAAUUAUUUUCGUAUUCAUGAAAUAAAUGGAACAAUAUUAGCACAAUCCGAUAAUUUACCAUUUGGUUAUCAUCGUUUACGUAUACGUGUAACUGAUCAUGGAUGGCCAAGUUUAAGUACAUUGACCUAUUUAAAUAUUAAAGUUGGUGAACAUAUAAAUAAGAAACAUUUUCAAUUAGUUAAAGCUGAACAAAGAUUAUUAUCGGAAAAUAAAACAAUAAAAAAUAAUAAUAAUUUAACAAAAGAAAUGUUAUUUGUUGUUAUAAUAUCAUCGAUAUUAACUUUAAUAUUCAGUAUUAGUAUGGGCAUAUUAAUUACAUUAUUAUGUAAACGAAAACGUUUUCAUAUAUCAAAAACAAUGGAUUUAUUAUCGGAUGAUGACAAACUGUUGACAGUUGGUACAACUACAACAAAUGGAACGGAUACUAAUAACAAGACAAAUACAUUGGUAAGCAAAAAAAUAGUUUCAACGCAUGAUAGACAGUGA